Molecule: messenger RNA, 6673 nt
Organism: Malaya genurostris
Lineage: Eukaryota; Metazoa; Arthropoda; Insecta; Diptera; Culicidae
Gene: Magi
Product: membrane-associated guanylate kinase, WW and PDZ domain-containing protein 1
Exons: 4
Coding region: 1275-4718 (1147 amino acids)
Biological process (GO): hippo signaling
Cellular component (GO): cytoplasm
Molecular function (GO): protein binding
Source: RefSeq, a predicted model, not a curated record
GCUCAUCUUGUCACCCUAUGCUACAUGGUACGUAAUAUAAGCGGUUCGGUAGAAGACUGAAAUCGGUUGAGGAAUUCAUCGCUGCAAAGGGCUGCAUGAAUGAAACGAAAGUUCCAUAGGAGUUUCUUCACGACGACAACAGCAAAACCCCUCUCGAGUUCGAACUGGACAAGUAUGGCGGUAUUUGUGUUCUUUCAGAGCACAUAACGAGUCGAGACUGGAAGCUCCAGUCGCAUAGUUUGAGUAUACAGUUAGCAGUAAAACUCACUGCUAUUAUAAAUUUAUUCCAGUUUCGAGCAGCACCCAUCAAUCGCCACUGCCAGGUUACGUUGCGUUAAACAAUCGCAUCAAAUUUGGAUUAUAUAUUUUCCUAUGGUUGGCAUGAAACACAACGUUGGGUAACAUGUGAGUGUCUGUUGCCUUUUAAAAUUAGGCGACGAGGGUAUUUUUGUACAAGAAGAGAGAUUGCAAUCGACGGUUGGCUGCAGCGUGUUGAUGGGUUCAGGACCACCUAUUGGAACGUGAAAAGUUUUAAAUAUUUUUAUGUGGAAUGCUUUAUGCAUGAUUCAUCGAAAACAAAUGUGUCGUGUCUAAGAAGAGAAUUUCUAAAGUGAAACUGUGCAACACCUAUAAUCCACAACAUCAUCAUCAUCAUUACUGUAAUCCUAAAAAUGAUUUAUAUCUCAACCCAUUGCUUGUCAAUGCACGCAAUGAGUUUAAAAUCCAGCCAGAAGCAAGAAGUCACAGUGUUUACAUGAGCGAAAAUGCAAGAAGCGUCAUUCGCUACACUGUAUAUAGUAGAAGCGUGUGACGACAGGUGAUGUGAUCCGUUAGUGGAUAAAAAAUAGAAAAAAAAAUGCUACAGAAAUAAAGCGGUCGAAGAACUUGCCUCAGUGAGUCAAGUGCUAUGACAAACAAGUGCCACGGAGGAGUAGGGAGUGCAAAAGAAGCGCGCGAGGAGAUUAAUAUGAAAAGGUGAUCAGUAAAGAGCAUAAAAUGUUUUGCAGCUAAAAAUAUACCUUUGGCGUCCGUGAAUUUACACACGAGAGUGCAUUUAAAUGUUGUGUUUUUUUUUCUUUUUCGAAAAUAAUUCCAAUUUUGUGCCUGAUUGCAUUCGCAUGCACGCAGUUGUGUUAUGAAAACGUAAGAAACGAAAAACGAGCUUUUUGUACGCACACACCGUUUUGGGCCAAUUCAGGCUAGCCCAUAGUGAUGUUGACCAAGAAGUGACGGAGCAAACAGUGCGGUAGCAAGAAAAAAAAUAACACCAUUCAAUGACAGACAAAAGUGAAAUCAAGCUAAAGUUGAAGAUGAAUGAGUCAGGAGUUCCUGGUGGAAGUAAUAGCAGCACUGUGGCGAUGUCUGAGCCCGGUAACGAUUUGUCGAAAGUAGGCGGAAACAGUAACAUGAACGGUGGCAGCAAUACUAUCACUGUCGGAAAAGUUACAUCUGAUGAUAACGGUGCCGAUGUGGGACCAGACAUGAUGAUGAGUCCCACGGGAGUAGUCGUUAACAAUGGUGGUCACCAGCAUCAUCACCACCAUCAUCACCACCACAGUCACAUUCAUCAGCAGCAACAGCCUCAGUCAGUUGUAAUGAGUAAUGGGUCUGGUGCUUUCUACGAUCAGAAAUCCGAUAUUUCCUCUACAGUACCAACGGAGGAGGACGACGGACUUGGACCCUUACCACCCAAAUGGGAGAAAGCGUAUACCGAUAGUGGAGAGGUGUAUUUUAUCGAUCACAACUCCGGUACAUCACAUUGGCUUGAUCCGCGGCUGUCCAAGUUCCAGAAAAAAACACUCGAGGAUUGUCAGGAUGACGAGCUACCCUACGGAUGGGAGAAAAUUUGCGAUCCCCAUUACGGUACGUACUACAUCGACCAUGUGAACCGGAAGACCCAGUAUGAAAAUCCAGUCCUGCAGGCGAAACGAAUGAGUGAACGUGGAAAUGUAGGAAUGUCCAUGGGGCCGGGCUCCAGCGGGAUGAAUAACUACGGUAGCCAGAAUGGAAGUACAGGUCACGACGAGACAGGAACAGGCAUCGGGAGACCGAACCAUUUUACGAAGAAUCCUGGAAAUUUGAGAGGUGAAAGGUUUAUGACGACAUUGGUCAAGUCGACUCGAGGUCUGGGAUUUACAAUAGUUGGAGGUGAUGAUAAUGUGGAAGAAUUUCUGCAGAUUAAAUCGAUUGUUCCGAAUGGACCAGCUUGGAUCGAUGGCAAGCUAAAGACUGGAGACGUAUUGGUCUAUGUAAACGAAAUUUGCGUACUGGGAUUUACGCAUCAUGAGAUGGUGAAUAUAUUCCAAUCUAUUUUGCCAGGAGAGGAGGUGCACUUGGACGUUUGUCGUGGAUACCCGUUGCCAUUUGAUCCCAAUGACCCAAAUACAGAAGUAGUGACGACCAUUGCCGUAGAUGGGCUGAAUAAUGGAGCAAUGUCCGAAUCGGAUCUUAAAUUUUUGGAAACCGGGGGGUUCAUGGAUCCAGGAGAUGUUCAACAUAAGAAUCCACUGGCGAAAAUUCAAUCCGGUGGAGCUACGGCGAACGGUGGAGAUGUUUAUUUCAGUGAUACGCACCCAUAUCAACAGCACUAUAAGAGCAAGGAGGGAAAUUUUGAAAUACCGGAAAUUCUGCACAUCAACAUAGUGAAAAGUGAUACCGGGUUUGGUUUUACCAUAACGGAUAGCUCGUAUGGUCAGAAAGUGAAGAAAAUUUUAGACCGUCAGUGCUGCAAGAACCUACAAGAAGGUGAUAUUUUGUUAAGCAUCAAUUCUAUUCCUGUGAAGGAUGUGACACACAAUGAAGUAGUGCAAGUUUUGAAAGAUUGUCCCAAGAACAUCGAAACAACUCUAAAGGUUCAACGAGGACCUUCUGCGUUACUAGUAGGUAGUAGUAAAAUGACCAAUAAGCUGAGGAAAAGUAUAGAACUUGCCAAAUUCGGUGGAGGUUUACUCAAAAAAGAAGGAUACGGUAUAGGAGGCAAUAGUUUGUUUAGAAGUAAGACUCCCACUGCCGAUUUGUAUAGCACGCAGGCCAAGGAAAUUCUUCCCACAAGACCGAAGACUCCUUUGGUGGAUACUAGAGCCCGAGCCAAAACGCCUUCUUUGCCAUUAUCCGAUCUGAAUACAGAAGAAAUCGAGUUGGACGUCAAUAAGAACACUGGUGAUUCCAAGAUCGAUAUAAACUUAAAUCUUAAAUCUAAUAGCAGCUCGCAUGAUAAUGACUCUAUUGCGAACGACAUUGGAUCAUUCAACAAUGACGACCAAUAUCGAUUGGUAAAACAUUCGAAUCUCGCGGACCGACUAGGAGAGCUAACGAUAAGUAGUUCAAACAACAGUACCACUGACAACAUCUACCACAACCAUCAACCUCAGUACGGCCCUGGUGGGCAUCUUCAGCACCAAUCAAAUUUCAAUCAGAACUAUAACCAACUCUAUUCACCUCCCCUCGUUCCUCCCCCACCAGUGCCUCCAAUAUCAACGAACAACCACGGAUAUGGACAUAAUCCUCUUCUGCAGCCAACGUAUCAUCAUGAAAGUUGUUUUUGCUACGAUUGCCAGGACUAUCAACGCCAACAGCAGCAGCUUCACCAGCAACAGCAAAACAUGUAUCAGCAACAAACUAUCAACCGUUCGUAUAUGAACAACUCAAGCCAUAUGCAGCCACAACUUCCUUAUCAAUUGCCGCCUCAAAUGAGUGACAACAUUGGUAAACGACUGAACGAAUACUUACUGGAUCGAAAACGGUCGCUUCAUCAGCAGCCUCCUCAACACGCACAGUAUGACAAUCUUUACCAUCAUCACAAAGCUCCAGUUCCACUGCCUCCACAGCACCAACAUCAACAAGCUCCAGUUCCAUUCGAUCAGCAUUUCUAUCCGUCACCUGCCAACAGUUGGCAUGGGCCUUCAGGAGGAAGUGGUGGUGGUAGUCAACAUUCACCACAGUUGUACGGUGGGGGUGCCAUGUAUCCAGCUCCUGUUCCUAUGGAUGACUACACUUUAACGGAAGUAGUCCUGGAACGGCAGGCACUGGGAUUCGGGUUUCGCAUUGUCGGUGGUACAGAGGAAGGAUCACAGGUGACAGUUGGGCACAUAGUUCCCGGUGGAGCUGCCGACAAAGAUACGAGGAUCGCAUCCGGUGACGAGAUAUUAAACAUAAACGGAGUCAAUGUGGAAAAUGCCUCACAUCACCGAGUAGUGCAACUGAUGGGCGAAGCUGGUCUUAGAGGUCAGGUCACGAUGAUUCUUCGGCGACGAAAACCUAGUAAACCUCCUCCACCACCGCCUAAUCCUCGCAAUCCGUGUAAUGUGCUGGUGUCUCGAAGCGAAAACGAGGGUUUCGGCUUCGUAAUAAUAUCCUCUUCGGGUCAGUACCAUGGAUCAUCUAUCGGUGAUCUCAUCCCAGGCAGUCCGGCGGAGCGAUGCGGUGAGUUAAAAAUCGGCGAUCGAAUAGUGGCCGUCAACUCGAUCGACAUAUCUGGUAUGAAUCACAGCGACGUGGUGAAUCUGAUCAAAGAGUCAGGUCUUCAGGUGCAGCUGACGAUCAGUUGCCCCCGACCGGACGGUGCGGGUUCGGGGCUGAUGCAGACGACGACUGGUCUAACAUCGGCAGCCGUUGCAGCAUCCAAUGCGUCUAACACCAGCGGAAACGAAAUGUAUGUUAGUAGCAGCAAUGGCAGCAGUGGCCCUUUGAUGAAUCGAUACCCGACGAUUAUGUCCUGAUUAAGAACGAAAGUGCUCCUGCAACGCCAAUCAGUGUCGAUUGAGGAGGUAGAAGAUGAAUGAAUGAUAAUUAUCAUUUGUUUUCUUUCUGUUGGAACCAAAGCAUUUUUUAUCUACUUUUAAGUCACGUAAGUAUAUGCCGACUAGAAUAAGUCGUAUUUUAAGUCGAAUGGAUAUUUUUUACACGAAGUAAAACGUUAGCUUGUUUAAUAUAGGAAGAAGAAAUGAGAAUAACAACAAAGGAGUUGCUCAAUAGAAACGAAAUAAUAUCAGGUUACAGACGUUGACUGACGCCAGCUCAGAUUGUACUUGUUUUCUAUUUCACUAUUGAUUGAAUUCGCAACAAGAUGUCAGAACACUGCAUCUCAGGAAUAUAAUGAAUGACAAACAGAAAAAAAACCUUUUGGAAAAUUAAAAUCCAUCUGCUUUACAGAAAUUUUUAGUAAACCAGAAAUUUCAUUCUUUACAUGAAAUUGUCCUACACUGUUUGUGAAAUGUUGUUGUUAGUCUUGUUUCAAACAGUUUUUAUGGACAUCACAAAAGUUUCCAACCACUUAUAUUCAGAUUUUUUUUACAUUGAAUUUAGACAAACCGAGCGAUACUAUGCAAAUCACACUUGCGUCGUACGGUUGAGUGCUUUCCCAACGCGUUUGUUUUCUCUCAUACAUUUGUUGUAGUAGGGCGUGGGAAAAUAGUGCAUAUUCCUCAUAUACAUAUAGAACAGCACAUAUUACAAUUAUAAAUAUAACAAUAGUACAUACUGCUGGUACUAUCAAGCCACGUGAAACCGAUUCAAUGGCGACGUAGAAAGCUGUGGUAUAAAAUAAACUUAACUGAGCAAACAAAACGUUGCAAAUGCCAUCAAGUCUACCAACGUCAGACGUGAUCGUCACAACAAAAAGAGCCUUAGCAGAAACCCAUAACAUAAUAUAAUAAUUGCUCUCAGAAACAGUAGAUUUUACGUGUAUGAUGUAGCAUUUAUCGGAACAUAACUUUAACGGACUGAAGUGAAGCAAUUGCUAUCCAGUUGGCUGAACUCAAUUUUAUCAAUGACGGAACAUAUCAUCCUGCAAAAAAUAAAAGAAACUAACGCAUGACCUGUUUGAUAGUUAGCUUUGCACACCUUCAAUAUAGUCUUCCACCCGGUGAUAAAUAAAUAAUCAUAUCCGUGGUCUGACUGUUGUUUCAGAACCAUCAACCCAUACAAGCGAUAACUGUGAAUUAUCUUGCCUUACCUAGUAUUAUGCAAACAUACCGAUAGAACCAUAUUUAGAAGGAGCUGACUUUUUUUGAAUCAAAUCGUUAGAUUGCAGCAAAUAGUGGAAUAUUUCUAGUUUUUAUAUGUUUUUUUUAAAGGUUAGGAAAUCUAAAUCUCACUCUAUUAAAAUCUUUUCUGAUCAUGAGCUCAUUUAUGUUUGCCAAUACUUUUGAAAUGAUCAAAAUUCGUAAAAACAGUAGCAAAAUAUGAACUAGUAUGUAAUGCGGUGAAAAAAUCGUGGAGAAGCUAGUGAUAUUCGGUACAGAUUUAAUUACCUUACUCGAACGAAAUAAUAGUUUUGCAGUAAGUAAGUGCCUCCAAUUAGUUGAUAGUAUGCAGCGCCUUGUAGAACCUCCGCGUGCUCUCUUUUUACGGAGGAAAAACCUGUUUGUUAGUGGUAUUAUGUGGAAUGUAAUGUACUUAAUUGGAACCCUGUACUUCAGAUCAUACUAUCUUUUUAUACAAAAAACAUGUAGCCUAAAAUAUUGUAGAUGUAUCUCAACCUUUUGAAAAGAGGAAAAAUUAUCACGAGUUAUAGGGUAAUUAGUACAUAUAUUUUAGUAAGUUUUUAAGUACACAUUGUUGUGGAGCAUGCGCGUAACUGACCCCAGAAACUGUACUAUACUCUGUAUUAGCGCAAUGUUUAGAACAAAACAUGCACUCGAGGCAAUACAAUAAAUCAAAAUAAAGCAAAUGA